GCCACGGACGGAUGCAGGCUCGAAGAAGGAGCUAGAGGAGUGCAGGUUCUGCUUCGCAAACGUCGCGAGCUGCGGUGACAGGGCGAAGGAUCAGGUCAAGGACUGGUCACUCAUCCACUCUGGAGUGCAUAAGGCUGAUGUUCCUGCGCCCCACCUCGUCGGCUUCGCGGAGCACCGCCCGAUGGGGCCCAAGCUCGCGGAGACGGGUCUGAGACCGCACGCGUUGGGGUGGCGAGGAGACCUGGUCAGAGCCCAGGCGACCAUCAACG
Molecule: messenger RNA, 269 nt
Organism: Prorocentrum cordatum
Lineage: Eukaryota; Dinophyceae; Prorocentrales; Prorocentraceae
Source: the annotation of a GenBank genome assembly